Molecule: messenger RNA, 1539 nt
Organism: Schistocerca piceifrons (Central American locust)
Lineage: Eukaryota; Metazoa; Arthropoda; Insecta; Orthoptera; Acrididae
Product: proline-rich receptor-like protein kinase PERK10
Exons: 3
Coding region: 1-1539 (512 amino acids)
Source: RefSeq, a predicted model, not a curated record
AUGAAGACGCUUGCACUGGAUAGAGGUGCAGUGAGUGAAGGAAACAGCACCAACAUCGCGCAGUCGCUCGCCUGUAAGCUCGGUGCGAGGGUCGCUUGCGAAACUAUGCGGGUCGGUUUUUCCACGGCGGUGUCAGCAGAAGAGAACAGAACAGAGCGCGACAGAGAAGCCAGAGUGCGUUGCUCCGGGCCAUUGCGACAGCGACACAGGGGCAGGUUUCUCGCGCAGACACCCACGCAUCCGAUGGGCGAACCGCCGUCUGGUUUGUCUCCAGUAGUGAACCUGUUUGGUGUCCCUAUAGACCGCCUGCUACCUGUUCGGCCGGGUCUCCUCACAAGUGUCGCCCCCUCGCAAGUGUCGCCCCCUCGCAAGUGUCGCCCCCCUCGCAAGUGUCGCCCCCUCGCAAGUGUCGCCCCCUCGCAAGUGUCGCCCCCCUCGCAAGUGUCGCCCCCUCGCAAGUGUCGCCCCCUCGCAAGUGUCGCCCCCUCGCAAGUGUCGCCCCCCUCGCAAGUGUCGCCCCCCUCGCAAGUGUCGCCCCCCUCGCAAGUGUCGCCCCCUCGCAAGUGUCGCCCCCUCGCAAGUGUCGCCCCCUCGCAAGUGUCGCCCCCCUCGCAAGUGUCGCCCCCCUCGCAAGUGUCGCCCCCCUCGCAAGUGUCGCCCCCCUCGCAAGUGUCGCCCCCCUCGCAAGUGUCGCCCCCCUCGCAAGUGUCGCCCCCCUCGCAAGUGUCGCCCCCCUCGCAAGUGUCGCCCCCCUCGCAAGUGUCGCCCCCCUCGCAAGUGUCGCCCCCCUCGCAAGUGUCGCCCCCCUCGCAAGUGUCGCCCCCCUCGCAAGUGUCGCCCCCCUCGCAAGUGUCGCCCCCCUCGCAAGUGUCGCCCCCCUCGCAAGUGUCGCCCCCCUCGCAAGUGUCGCCCCCCUCGCAAGUGUCGCCCCCCUCGCAAGUGUCGCCCCCCUCGCAAGUGUCGCCCCCCUCGCAAGUGUCGCCCCCCUCGCAAGUGUCGCCCCCCUCGCAAGUGUCGCCCCCCUCGCAAGUGUCGCCCCCCUCGCAAGUGUCGCCCCCCUCGCAAGUGUCGCCCCCCUCGCAAGUGUCGCCCCCCUCGCAAGUGUCGCCCCCCUCGCAAGUGUCGCCCCCCUCGCAAGUGUCGCCCCCCUCGCAAGUGUCGCCCCCCUCCCGCCACUUUGUUGCCCAUGAGCCCAAGGCGUCGCACCCGCGUUGGAGGCGGUAUUUGCUUCAUGAGGCGCGGAAGGCUGUUUGGCAGCGCACCUGCGGCUGCUGCCGGGCUCCCAGGACUGCGCUCAGCGGCUCGCACAGUAGUAGUGGGGGUCGGCUGUGGCGGUGCGUGCCGCGCGGCCUUCUGCGGCUGAAUCAGCGGCGGCCCACGCGCUGGCACGCGGCACGCAGUGCGUGGCUGUGGCGGGCGGGGUUUCUGCAGGCUGCGCACGCACGGCCGACACACCUGCUGGCGGCCCGCGGCUCGCGGGACGAGGCUGCCGCACCUCGCUGUGCCUUGCGGGGCUCCUACUCUACGCCGCACUGGUAA